AUGCCAUGUCCUCUUUGCAAUUACUCGGCUAACGGUGUUCUUGCAGGAGUAGAGCAUAUGAAAGAGUUCCAUCCCCACGUCAUAGAAACCCUGCAAAGAAAGAAUAAUGAAGACCACAAUGCCGAUGAAAACAAUGCUGAGGGUACUGAUGGCGAAGGAUCAUCGAGUGAUUCCCAGGACAAGACGAGUUUUGUUAAGAAGAAGCAUAAAUGCAAGACUUGCAGCGCUUCGUUUGCCAAACCAAGUGAUCUCGUUCGACACAUUCGCGUGCAUACUGUUCCACCACCAGCGAAGACUCCAGCGGCCAAGAGCAAGACUUUGUUUCCGGUGAAGAGACUUAUGCCUUCUGCUAUCUGUCACCAGCCCUCAUUACCUGCUCCUGAAGUUCCACCACCAGCGAAGACUCCAGCGGCCAAAAGCAAGACUUUGUUUCCAGUGAAGAGACUUAUGCCUUCUGCUGUCUGUAAGGAGAACACAGAAGUUACUCAGUCCAAACAGUUUGAAGAGACUGUUGCAGAAAUUAGUAAACUUCCACCUACAGCAAUCAAAAGAUCGGAGGGAUCAGCGUUUGGACCGGUGGCAAAAGCCACACAAAAGGCUCACCUCCCAGACGUUGAGUUCUUCAUCACGGCCAGGCGUAUAUCUCACAACGAGUAUUCUGUUAGUUUCUCAAAAUCGAAGCCGAAAUCAAUUCGAUCUAAGGUGGAUACCACUGUAAGUCUUACCGCUAGCCUUCUUCUGGACUCUGCUUCGAAAAACGCUUCAAUUCAUCUCACUCUGAGCGACUCACAAAUUUUGAGUGUUUCGUGCUUGGGUCUCGUAAAAGCUAUGCAAAGUUGCAACUCAGUUGUGAUGAGGGCUCGACCAGUGGAUCCAUCAUGCCCAAGCACUGUGGAAUUGCUUCCUCCAGCAGAAGCUGUCGAGUUUGUUAGGAGGUGUGACGUUUGUGAGGUCGAUUUGCAUUCGAAGGAGGCCAGUGAUGCUCAUUUUGCAUCGGAAGAUCAUGAAACAGCACAGGUAUGCUCAUCAGAUGUUUUCUUCAAAUUCUCAUAAUU
This is a messenger RNA of Strongylus vulgaris, 1055 nucleotides long. NCBI's taxonomy places the organism in Eukaryota, Metazoa, Nematoda, Chromadorea, Rhabditida, Strongylidae. The record is from the annotation of a GenBank genome assembly.